Molecule: messenger RNA, 522 nt
Organism: Otolemur garnettii (small-eared galago)
Lineage: Eukaryota; Metazoa; Chordata; Mammalia; Primates; Galagidae
Gene: CD164L2
Product: CD164 molecule like 2
Exons: 5
Coding region: 1-522 (173 amino acids)
Cellular component (GO): cytoplasmic vesicle
Source: RefSeq, a predicted model, not a curated record
AUGGCCGUGCCGGGAUCCCGCACCGUUCGGGCUGCCCUCUGUGGCGGCUGCUGCUGCCUCCUCCUGUGUGCCCAGCUUGCUGUGGCUGGUAAAGGAGCUCGAGGCUUUGGGCGAGGAGCCCUGAUCCGCCUGAACAUCUGGCCAGCUGUCCAAGGAGGCUGCAAACAACUGGAGUUUUGUGAGCAUUGUGUGGAGGGGGACAGAGCGCACAACCUCUCGGGCUGUGUGUGGGAACAGUGUCAGCCAGAGGAGCCAGGACACUGUGUGGCCCCAGCCGAGGUGGUCAAGGAAGGUUGCUCUGUCUAUAACCGCUCAGAGUCGUGUCCAGCUGCCCACCACCACCCCACUGAUGAACCGAAGAUGAUCACAACAGGGAGCCCCUCGGUCCCUGAAGCCCAUAGCCCUGGCUUUGAUGGGGCCAGCUUUAUCGGGGGUGUCGUGCUGGUGCUAAGCCUGCAGGCAGUAGCUUUCUUUGUGCUGCGCUUCCUCAAAGCCAAGGACAGCACCUAUCAGACACUGUGA